Colletotrichum phormii is the source of this 1041-nucleotide messenger RNA. RefSeq lists its product as uncharacterized. The record is from RefSeq and is a predicted model, not a curated record. The coding region runs from base 1 to 1041 and encodes 346 amino acids. NCBI's taxonomy places the organism in Eukaryota, Fungi, Ascomycota, Sordariomycetes, Glomerellales, Glomerellaceae. The transcript has 3 exons.
AUGAACCCAGCAUCAUCUUCUUUGGUAACAGAGAAGGCAUUGCUAGCGAGUCGUUCCAAUGACGAUGACCUGACGGCCGACAGCGCCAGUACCUCGGAACCCCCGCCAUAUUCAAGCCCCUCCAAUAGCUCGGAGACGUCCAUCUCACACGAUUCCCAAGGCACACACGGGUUUCACUAUUAUACUGGCCUACCCAGGCUGGAUUACAAGCUUUACUCGCCACCCGUUUUCACUCUAUCACCCGACUGUACCACCCUAUCGUCCAAGGCAGAGUAUCUGACAGCGAGCGCCAGCGCGCUGAUAGGGCUCAUCAGGUCUCAGGCGAGCAUUCCACCCAAGCCGUUGAUCCAUAUCAGAGGAAACCGCGGUCGAACUAUCGAUUUUGACUUCAAAAUGAACCUCAUGGGCUUGCUGGUGGCUGACGACAUGGGUAAGCGUCUGGACUACAUUCGGUGUGUUGCGCCGGGCGAGGUAGCGUUCCGCGGCGGCGCCAAGGCCGACGUCCUCCCCGAGGUGGGUGACGGAGAGCUGGAUGAAUGGUGUCGCCGAUUCAUCGAGGAUCCGGCGCCCGUCAAAAGUUUUGCACUCGAGCGAGUUGUCGCCAACCUAGACACGCUUUAUAUUGAGGGCCAGAUUCGUAGCUUGAUUGCCUCGACACAGUACAAAGGGCAGAUCAACAUCUCGUUUCCCGUGACGCAUUGCAAGGUCAAGGUGAAGAGUGCCGAGAAGCCGAGCAAGCUCUACAUGGGCAUGAAGAACCUUUUCACUAGCAAGCACAAGUACGAAGUGGUGCAGUCAGUAUGGCCCUUUGCGACGGCCAGGAACGGCGAGGAGGGCCGGAGGUGCAUGGUGCAAAGUGAAGAAGUGUGGUGGCGGGAGUGGAGAGAUUCAAUCAAGUAUGCUAUGGCACAGAAGAGGCAGAACGGAGCCUAUGUGACAAACGAGGACAAGCUGGAGGCACUCAUGGAGGGCAAGGGUAAGGGCGUUACGUCCAUCGAUUGGGGUGGAACUGGACCCGAGCUUGAGGAACACGCCGAUUGA